Messenger RNA from Apis laboriosa (Himalayan honeybee), 1635 nucleotides. RefSeq lists its product as uncharacterized. The transcript has 10 exons. Gene Ontology annotation, cellular component: cilium. The record is from RefSeq and is a predicted model, not a curated record. The coding region runs from base 1 to 1635 and encodes 544 amino acids. NCBI's taxonomy places the organism in Eukaryota, Metazoa, Arthropoda, Insecta, Hymenoptera, Apidae. Gene Ontology annotation, biological process: cilium movement; outer dynein arm assembly.
AUGUCCGAUCCGUUAGAACCUACCAUGGACAAUAAAUUAAACGAUUUGAACAAGAAAAUCGUGGAAAUCAAGAAAAAGAUCCAAUUAUCAGAGGGACAAAGGAAAGCGAAUUUCGAAGAAUACGAAGCUAAGAAGCAUGAAUAUGCGGAGAAAAUUACGACUCUCAAGCAAAGCAUCAAAGAACUGUACGUGGAGUACGCAAACACGCAGAACAAUGAGGGAAAAUCGAGAGUUCGCACGGGGAGCGAGUCUUCUGCCUAUGGGAAAAAACGCAAUUUAGAUGAGACAAUCGCCAGGGUGCAGGAGGACAAUGUACGGUUAAGAAAGAGGCACGAUCUAAUUAAGUAUCAGCGCAACGAGCGGCAACAGAGAUUGCGCUCGUUGUUGGACGAGUACAGCCGAUUGAUGAGCAAUAAGAUGCGCAAGAUAUUUAAGAAGAAGAUAGAGAAUCCGUUGAGAAACAAGAUCGUCAAGUUGGAAGUACGUUUGGAGCAUGUGAGGAUGAUGCAAAUAAAGGCGAAUAUAACGCGUAUGAGAUACACGUCUGUGUGCUCCGAUUUAAAGAGAAAAUCCGUGUUCUAUGCGUCUAUUUUGAAAAAUUUGGAGGACGAAAUAAAGGAACGGGAGAGCGAGACGAAACGUCUUCAGGGGGUGAGAGAGGAAGCUAUUGCUUUGAAAGAUAAUAUGCAGGGAAUGUUGAUAAAGGAAGAGAUCGAAAUUACGAAUUGCAGCAAAGAGAGACACGCCGUUCUCGAGGAAUACAGGGAGCGAGUGUUAGAACGAAAGAAGGAACUCGAGCGUUUGGAAAAGAUGAUAUUCCAUUCGCGUCCGCGGGACGAUUUCGACUCGCGUGGGAAAAGCCACGGAGGAACGGAGGACGCGAGCAAGGACGAAGUGACACGGUUGGAAGAGACGUUCGCCAAACUUCGCUGCGCGACCGGAGCGUCGAGAACCGAGGACGUUCUGAACCGGUUUCUGGGUCAGCGGGCGACCAAGGAUAAUCUGCGGAAGAUGCGGGUGGCCACGGAGGAAGAGAAAACGAAGUUGGAAAAGCAAAGGCAACGGCUCGUGGACGAGAUGGAAACGAGAAAAUUCUCCGAGACGAGGAACGCGGAACAAAACGCGGAAGAGAUGGAAAAACUGAAUUGUCAGAUAGGCGAGCAACGAUCGCGCCAAUUAAAGGCAGAUACCGAGAAACGAAGAGUGGAGGAUCUGCUGCAAGAAAUAACUGUGACGUUAUGGAAUGCGUGCAACAAAUUUCGAGAUAUAUUCGAUACGUUGCCCGAAGAAUCAAAGAAAAUUCAAAAUCCUCUGCAACUUAUAGAUUUAAUAAAUGAAAAAGCAACGAGUAUUAUUGAAUCUCUAGGAGGACCGGAUAAGUAUUUGGAAAUAUUGGAUGAAAUAUCAGUUGAUAAGUUGGAAACAAUAUCGAUUACAACUACUACUUCGGUAGAAGGAAAAGCAACACGUACAAAUGAAGGACCACUUUUUCCACGAUUUCCAUCAUCAGCAACUCCGGCGACAUUGCUUUCCGAAGAUGAAGAAGAUAUACCAACUAGAAAUAAUCUUAAAAAACAGGCACAACAAUUGGUUGAUAUUAAAAGUCGUCGAAAAGGAUUUACAUUUAAAAGAUGA